Molecule: messenger RNA, 1575 nt
Organism: Notolabrus celidotus (New Zealand spotty)
Lineage: Eukaryota; Metazoa; Chordata; Actinopteri; Labriformes; Labridae
Exons: 4
Coding region: 224-1435 (403 amino acids)
Source: RefSeq, a predicted model, not a curated record
GUCACAGGGGUGUUGUUCUAUUGGGAGUGCAUAAAACUCAAGAUUGAAUACAGCAGAGCUCAUUUCAACUGAAAUACACCAGAGAGAGAUAGAGAUAGAGAGAUAGACAGAGAUAGAGAUAGAGAGAUAGAGAGAGAAAUAUACACACAACUACGAGAGAGAUCAGAGAUCAGAGAUCAAAGAAGAGACAGAAAAACCAAAGUUACACCUGCUCAUCUAAAACAUGUCUGAACAGACACAGAUUUCUGAUUUCAAUCAAAUGGAUGAAAAACCAGAGAGCAUGAAGGAAACCUUCAUCGCUCCUGGGUUCUCCACAAAACCAGCAGAGAUGAUUGAAGAGCUGAUGAACUGUGAGGAUUUGUUCCAGGACAAAGACCUCACCUCCCGUCCCAGUUCUACUCCCAAAGACAAGGAGAGCUUAUACUCUCUGUCUCAGAGUUCCCUGGACGAGGACCGCGUGUCCAUAGCCACCUCUGUGUGGUCGUCUCCUGACUCAGACAUCUCUGAGAGGAUCUCCCAUGACGUCCAAUCAGAGGAGAGCAGGAGAGCGUCCUCCACUGGCAUCAAGAAGAUGUCUGAUUUCAGUCAAACUGACGAAGAGGCAGACGAGCUGAUGGAGUGUGACGACCUUUUGGAAGAUGAAGCCAUGGACUUGCGUCUCGCUUUGUCUUUCCUAAAUGAAGAGCGCUCUCACACUCUGUCUUGGGGUUCCCUCAGCUGGGACAGCAGGAACACAUGCUACUGGAGUGACAGACCUUCCUCCUCUGCUUCCUCUUCCUCUGCCAACUCAGCCCUGUCAAAUGUGACCGAAGAGGAUGCUGGGACUAUGACAGGCAUCAAUGCUCCUGUUGAGGAACAACAAGUCCAUCCAGAGGAGACAGAAGAUGAGAUCCAAACUCCAAACUUUGGCAGAUCUGCACUUCAGGAGGAUAAAAUCACCUCACCUCAGAGCCAAACAAAGGCUGGAUCUGUGAUCCAGGUGGAGGUGAGAAGAUUUUGUCCAAGACCUUCAGAUGAUGAAGAUUCAUCAAUCCAGGAGGAAGCAGAGGCAGGAGAGGCCAAACCAAAAGAACCAAGUGACUUUGUAACCCCUGCCAGCUCCAAGACCACCAUCUCCACCAGGGGGAAGUUCUUCCAAUGGAUGAAGAAGAACAAAAUCCACCCCCUUGAGGUUGAUGUGAGCACUGGACAGAGCAUAAAGAGCUCAGACUGUCCUCCAGAGACUUGCUCCUCUGUUGAAGAGGACACAGGAAAAGUCAGUGCUGAGCCAAAGACAAAGAAGGGCAAUAGAUUCAUACGAUUCUUCAGAGGCAUCUUCUCAAAGAACGAGAAGAAGCUGAAGAAGAAAGAGAAGAUGGAGAAUGGGCAGAAAAAGACGUGUGCAGAACAUCGUGUCACGCUGUCUCCAUUCAGCUGGUUUGCAGCAGUGAGAUGAAUCACAUGAACCCACCCAUAACCCCCCUCUUCCAUUUCACUCCCUCCUCCACAACUCUCUCCCAUUUCCGGUCACCCCGACCCUCCAUUCCUCUCAGACUUUCUCUUUCUGCAUAUUACAAUAAAAAUAUUGAUAUCCAA